Molecule: messenger RNA, 1953 nt
Organism: Fusarium sp. VM40
Lineage: Eukaryota; Fungi; Ascomycota; Sordariomycetes; Hypocreales; Nectriaceae
Source: the annotation of a GenBank genome assembly
AUGUCUCAACCCGCCAAGUCGGGCGAGAGGCGCCCUUCUACCUCCAAGGGGAACCGCAUCACCAACUUCUUCUCAAGCAGCCCUAAAUCCACUGGGGCUCAGCAGGCUCUCGCCGCUGUUCAACAGAACCAGACGGGUGCCACUGGCUUCUCUCCUUCUCCCGGCUUGCCUACCAUCUCUCUUUCGACAGCCAGCCCCGGCGACCCCAACAGCAUCGACACUUCAACAACUACCAUCUUUCAACCCAAGUCCGUUGAGGAGAUUGACCGCCAGAAGCGUGCGGAUGCCCAGUUUGGUCCUCUCCUUCACCCGACCCAUCGAUAUACCAGUCAAUCUCAUGGAGAGCCCCUCGAGCCUCCCGUUGAGGACGAGCCUCCUUACUAUUUCAUUCUUACCACCUACAUCAGCUACCUUAUCCUGAUUGUUCUUGGCCACAUUCGCGAUUUCUUUGGCAAGCGCUUCGGAAACCCCAAACACUACCGGGCUCUCAAGGCUAGCAACGGUUAUGCAGCUCUUAACAGCGAUUUUGACAACUUCUACGUCCGACGUCUCAAGAUGCGUCUCGAUGACUGUUUCGCCCGUCCCACUACUGGUGUCCCCGGACGAUUCAUUACCUUGAUGGACCGCAAGUCCGACGAUUUCAACCGCACAUAUCAAUACACUGGCACCUACACGGAAACCCUCAACAUGAGCUCCUACAACUACCUUGGUUUUGCCCAAUCCGAUGGUCCUUGUGCCGAUGCUGUGGAGGAGUGUGUCAAGCGGUACGGCAUCAGCUUCUGCAGUCCUCGUGGCGCUGCCGGUACUUCGGAUCUUGCUCUGGAAGUCGAGCGCGAAGUUGCUGAAUUUGUCGGCAAGCCUGCUUCUAUGGUCUUCUCUAUGGGUUAUGUUACGAACUCGAGCUCUUUCCCUGCCAUUGUCUCCAAGGGUUGUCUUAUCAUCUCCGAUGAACUGAACCACGCGUCUAUCCGUGUUGGUGCUCGCCUUUCUGGUGCUGUCAUUCAGUCCUUCAAGCACAACGAUAUGGCUGACCUUGAGCGUGUUGUGCGCGAGGCUAUCUCCCAAGGCCAGCCCCGUACUCACCGUCCCUGGAAGAAGAUUUUGGUUGUUGUUGAAGGUCUCUACUCGAUGGAGGGUACCAUGUGUGAUCUUCCCGGAAUUCUUACUCUGAAGCGCAAGUACAAGUUCUACCUGUUCAUUGAUGAGGCUCACUCUGUCGGUGCUCUUGGUCCCCGCGGCCGUGGUGUUUGUGACUACUUUGGCAUUGACCCUUCAGAAGUCGAUAUUCUCAUGGGAACUUUAACCAAGUCUUUUGGUGCCAAUGGUGGAUAUCUCGCAGCUGACAAGCACAUCGUCGACAAGCUCAAGAGCACCAACGCUGCUACUCAAUAUGGCGAGACUCCCGCUCCUUGUGUUCUCAUGCAGAUCUUGGCUUCUCUAAAGCUCAUCACUGGCGAGCUGUGCCCUGGUCAAGGCGAGGAACGUCUUCAACGUAUUGCAUUUAACUCUCGAUACCUCCGUCUCGGACUUAAGCGCCUUGGUCUUAUCGUUUACGGUCAUGAUGAUUCCCCUAUCAUUCCUGUCAUGCUCUACCACCCCGCCAAGCUCCCUGCCUUCAGUCAUGAGAUGUUGCGACGAAACAUUUCGGUAGUUGUUGUUGGUUAUCCCGCGACUCCGCUCAUCAGCUCUCGUGCUCGUUUCUGCGUCUCUGCCGCCCACAACAAGGAGGAUCUGGACCGCCUGUUGGCUGCCUGCGACGAAGUUGGUGAUGUGCUGCAGAUCAAGUUCUCCACUGGUGUGGCAGGCGGACUGGAUCACCUCCCCGAAGGCGUCACACGUGAGAACGAAGAACAAUGGAGAAGGGAGAACAGAAUCCCCCUUACGGCCCCUCGCUGGCGCCUCGAAGAUGUUGUCCGACACGGUGUUCAGGAUUCCAAGGUUCCCCUACGCUAA